Molecule: messenger RNA, 4326 nt
Organism: Sporisorium graminicola
Lineage: Eukaryota; Fungi; Basidiomycota; Ustilaginomycetes; Ustilaginales; Ustilaginaceae
Exons: 1
Coding region: 1-4326 (1441 amino acids)
Source: RefSeq, a predicted model, not a curated record
AUGCCUGGCCUUUUCUCGAGAAGGUCCAAAGCAAAAGCACCCGCACAAGUGUCUACAUACAAGGGAUACUAUGGUGCAGUCAGCUCUGCUGAUAUAGAUCGUUUAGGACUCUCGUCGCCCACACCUAGCACAGCCGAUGCACAGCUGCUACCGAGUGUACCCACGAAGGAUGAUUUGCCUCCGCCCCCACCCAAGGAUACAACGUACAGCCCUGCCUCUCAGCCUCAACACGUCGACGUCUCGAUGAGUCGUCAAUCUUCUCGGGCUUCUCCUUCUCUCAACCCACCCGUUUCCGGCUCUGCAAGCAUGAACGAAUUUGGUCAGAUGCAGCCGCAGACCACUUCGAGAUCUUUUACCAUCGCUGCUUCUUCCUUUCCCGCGGACAAAUCGUAUCUUCAAUCGGCUUCUACCUCUACCCUUGGCGGCAGUCGGCGGCUCGCGCCUCCACCAAUGCUCCACACCGUCUCAUCACGAUCGCAACUCGGUCGUCCUACCUCAUCAUCUUCUUCGGCACAUGACGAGUCGGCUAACUACGCUCUAGCGGCCGCUGCCGCUGCUGCUGCUGCGUCCAAGGCGUCUUACGCGUAUGGAUACACCACAGACGGUUACCAUGUCUACUUGGACGCAGCACGUGUAUCGAUUAUUCUCGAGGCAUGUAGCGAGCAGAUCCGCAAUCGUGGUCUCGACAAUCCCCUCAUCUUUUCCUCCAUGGCGCUAGACCUCUCACCUUCCAAUGUCGCUUCAUUGAUCAAGCUCUUCACGUCCGCAUCAGCUGGCUCACGCAGCAUCCCGCCCGCUUUCUUUGACGAGAUCCGGUAUGCCAAUCCGCACGACCUUGCCGCCUUCAUCAAGUGGGCUUUCGCUCGCAUGGGCCGUGUGCUUGCUGUACCCGUACCCGCACCGGGCCCCAAGAAGGGUGAGAUGCGCGAAGAGAUGGUCUACGUCCAACAGCGCGGCUUCCUCGACCUUGAGGUCUACAACGCCUGGCGAGAGCAGGAGCGCAAACAACAGUAUUCAGCAACCGCGUUCAAAGACUUUGUCUCCCGCCUCGGGCCGGAGAAUGCCAAGCUGCUCAGCUCCUUGUUCUCGCUCCUCUCUUCCACGGCCAGCUACUCGCUCAAGAACGGUAUGAUGCCUGCAAAGCUGUGCAAGCAUUUUGGUCCCUUGCUCUUUGGUCUGCCCGAGGACGAAACGUUUGCCCGCACCUACGAUGCCUAUGUCCGAGCGAGCAAUGCUACCGAGCAUCUGCUGCUCGCCUUCAUUCGGUUCCAGGCCACCUUGGCGACUUUGCCACCGAGACUCGCACAGCACGUCAGCGGAUAUCCGUCCAUCCUUCCUGCCGAGAUGACGCUUCCCUCAGCUUCGUCCAAGCUGGUCCCCUUGACGCAGAUUGAGCGCAACGUGCGUCUAUACAGCACUGACCUCGUCCAGUCCGCAUGCGAAAUCGAUGUCACCGAGCCAUGCCCCGAAUGGGAGGCCUGCCGCACCUCCAAUGAAGCGCUCGGCAAAGAUCCUCAGCUCUCGGACAAAUUCCGCAAACUGAUCAACCUUCGGGGUGGUGCCCUGCAAGGCCGCAGAGGCGGUGCGGCAAAGACGCUUGAUUCGCCGUUCGAAGAGGAAGACGCUGUAGUGGGUCAUUCUUCGCUCGUCAGCAAGCAGUGGGACAAUUUCAUGUCUGGCGGAUUCGCUGCUCCGGACUCGUCCAAGCUCGCCUUUGAUCUCAACGAGUCAGCGCGUCGCAACCGCGUCACCAAACGCGAAACAGUCCAGUGGAACGAGUUCUCCAAGGAUGGAUUUCAGAACGAGGAGGAAGACACCUUGGCCGACGUGCUCAGCUUCGACGAUGUGCUCAAACAGGAUGUGCAGAACUGGCCUUCGGAACGCGAUCACUUGCACGCCAAGCUCAAGUCGAGACAGGACAAGCUGCCUGCCUUCAACUACGAUACGACGCCUCGACUGCUGGCGAGCCCGACGCUGGCAGGUACUCCGCAGGGCAAGCUGGACAACCACCCUAUCAGCCGCAUGGACGAGACGUUUGCCGAUGUCUGGGCCGACUAUCUCUUGGGUAAUGGCUGGAGCAAUCGCGACGAGCUCACUCAUCGCAAUGCUAGCUUUGUCGUCGUGCAGUACAAGUCUCGACCCAACGCGAGCACUGUUGGCUCGCAAAGUGCUGGCUCGAGCUUGUCGGCUCCAACGCACUUUCAAGUCUCGGCGAGAACUGACGAGAACGGACCCAAGGACGAGCGUGUCGAUGCUGCCUGGUUCGUGAUCCAGGAGGUGGUGCCGGCCCAGUAUCGGGCCGACUUGGAGGCGUCGGGCCGCGGUACGUUCAAGGGUUUGGCGAUGAUCCGCAAAUUUGCCACGUUCCGUUCGCGCAAGGACAAGGAGAAGGCCAAUGGCAGUACCAAUGGCAAUGGCAGUGCGCACGAGAAGUUCUUGGAUCUCACUGCUGCCGACGAUGAUGUUUUUAGGCCAGGCACAGGCGGUACGACGAAACGGAUCCUGCUCAGCGAUCAGCUCAAGCGCAAUGGAUCCAAGAACGCCUCCCACAGCACGCUUCGAAGCAACCGUACCAGCGUCGAUCGGGAACGGCCGGGCAGUGCGCUUGCCCAGUCCAAGUACGACGAGAGCACCGGCGAUGCGGAUGCUGCUCUUUACGGCCACACAACCUUCCGCAGCGAAGGCCACCAGACGGGCAGCAAGCUCAUGUCGACGUUGCGUGCCAAGAGCAUGCGCGUAGUCAAAUCGGCGCGGAGGGGGGCUUCGAGCCCAGCGCUCAAGUCGCAUGCUUCGGCCGGCGCGGUCGACGAGUUUGGUGCAGAGCCUGCAUCUGCUGGUGCUGGUGCUCUGCAGCAGGGCGACGUGCUCGCGGACCGGUCGUUUACGAGCGCGGACUUUGAGACGCGUAGUGUUGCCACGGAUGCUGGGGGUGACGGUGCUGAUGAUGAUGCGAGCAUUGCGUCGUCUUCUGAGGGCGGGGCGGCGAAAAGGAAGCCGAGCAAGGCCAAGGCGAGGGGUGGCGCGAAGAGACAGACGGGCGGGAGGGAUGAUGCGUGGAUUGAUAUCUUGGUCAAGUCCAACGGUCAUCGGAUGACGGGGCAGGAUGCACCUGCCCCGUCGACCAGGAAGACCUCGCUGGGUUUGUUUUCUCAUGACGUUGAGCCGCAGCACGGUGCUUCUACGCCUCGUAUGGGAAGGAUGCGCGUCUCGGCCUCCGACGAGACGUUGGAGGCCGGCAAUGCGGGUGGAGCACCGCGGUCGUCGACUCCUCCUCAAAUGGGGUCGAGUGCUGGGACCACACCCGAAGCGCGGCAGGUUGAAGACCUGGGACUGAGCCGCAUCGACUCGAGGUCUUCUUCUGGCCACGGCGAGCCGGCGAGCCAGAUCCUAGCCGACACAUCGGCCGAUCGCGCCGAUGUGUCCUCCGACAUCCCCAUGCGCGAUGCAUCGUUGCGAGACAUGACGCCUGUCUCGCCCAUCACGGCACUGAAACCCGCGCCGGCCAUCGAUCCCGUCGCAGCCGCGCGCGCCGCGCUCAAGUCGCGCAGGGAAACGCCCGCGCGUGCACCGGCGCAGAUCGAUACCAAGAAGCUGGUCGAGUCGCUGCGUGCGGGUCUGUCCCCCAUCGAGGCGGUGCGUGCGAGCAAGGAGCAGCGUUCCAUGUCGCCGGGCUCGCCGUCGCAGAGCGUAGAGCUGCCCAAGGUCGAGCCGCCAAAGGGGUACCGGGAUCCGUUUGCGAAGGACCCGGUGGCCGGGCGGGUGGCGGAUGUGGCGUCGCGCUUUGGCGGUCGGGCUGCGGGCAGUGCAGCGGGUGCCGCCGGUGCCGGUGCCGGAGCGGGGGAGAGUGGAAUUCCUGUGCUGGCGAAGAAGAGGGAGGUGGAGAAGCCGUUGCCUGCGUCGCCUGCUUCGACUGCGAACAUGACCUUGAGCGGUGGUGCGCAGCCGAGCGGGGAGGUGGCGGUCGCAGGGCAGCGCACUUCGAUCGACUCGACACGCGACCCGGAUGAGAUAUACCCCGAAGACGCCGCGAGCAACUUUGACCCUCGCGACUCGCACCCGGGCAGUAGCGUCGACAGCCCGCUGUUUGCACCCAAGCCCCUGGAUGGCGGAGAAGGCGGAGAGGUGGAGAACCUGACGCAUCCGGACGAGGCGUAUGCCUGGCGUGGCCGCGGAGAGCCUGCUGUGGUCCAGCAGGGCGAGAAGGGUGCAGGCGCAGGCGAGGGCGAGACCCCGUCGCGCUUUGCGCAGCCGUACCAGCCGGGCAUGCCGUUGGACAACGUGCUCGAGGAGAGCGAGAGCGUCGUCAGUGGGUAUACCAAUGCUUGA